Molecule: messenger RNA, 594 nt
Organism: Eublepharis macularius
Lineage: Eukaryota; Metazoa; Chordata; Lepidosauria; Squamata; Eublepharidae
Gene: TEX36
Product: testis expressed 36
Exons: 4
Coding region: 1-594 (197 amino acids)
Source: RefSeq, a predicted model, not a curated record
AUGCCCAAGGGGAGGUAUGCCAACCCCAGCACUGCACUGGAUGGUGCCUGGUUUCAGCACUCUAGACCUCUGCAAGUACAUCCUGAAUCUCUUACUACCAGUAUGCAAAAACAGAUACUAAAUUUAGAAACUGUUCAUCAAAUUGAAAACAGAUUGCCGGUAAUGUAUAAAUUUCGGGAGAAGAAACCAGUAAACACAUUUCCAUUUUCAGUCCAUGACAACAGACAUUGCUUACUGAAUGUAGGAGAGUACUUAGAUUCUGGGCUAGGACUAAGAAAAUUUCAACAUGAGAUGUGUCAACACUAUGCACAGAACUCCUCCCUUUUGGCCCAUGAACCUAUUUUGAGCAGUUCAAGCUAUCGUACCAUGUAUCAAACAUCAUUUGUCCCAUACCCAAACCCUGAACCACCCUUUCCAGGGCGAUUUCCUAAAAGUCAUGUAGAAAGAUCCCGUGCUUUAAAUGCUGUUUCUAAAACUGAUGGCAGGUUGUUUUCAGAAUUCUGUGCCAGUCCUAAUAAUUUAAUUCCUGGUAAACCUGUUUCAAGUUCUCUCCCUGAUCUUAAGGAACUACCUAAUGUGCAGUUGAUGGAAUAA